AUGCUGUCGCGUCUCUGCAGCACCAACAGCACAAAGGCCGUCGCCUUCCUGUACGGCGAAGAGCUCCUCUGCGCCGGUGUCGGGUCUGAGCUGCGGGUCUACGACAGUGCCUCGGAGUGCCCGGAAGACACUGACUCCUCACCGGGCUGCUCGAGGGGCGCCAGAGCCCGGUUUCGCGCGCGCGGAGAAACCUUCCCCACCCUGCAAGAGACUGAGGCGGAUGGCGAGAAGGCGCCGCCGCCAGGCGUGGGUACCGGCGAUGCCGGCGCCAGGCGGGCGUCGCGCGACAGUCUCGCGACGUCUAGUCCGCCGCAGCCCGGGCGGCCUGCGGCGCCGUCUUCGUCUUCUUCGCGCUUGGUUGCGAAUGCGCUCUUCGCGCCGUCGACGCACAUUCAGGGCCUCGCCACGUCGUCCCUGCGUGGACAGAUUGCUGCGUACGGGCUCGGGCGCCUCGUCCUUUACCAGUUGCAGUGGAGAGACGGUGGAGGAGUGGAGUCUCACGGCCGGAAAAAGCGAGAGCGGGAGGGGGUUGUCGAGCCUCCGAGCCCUGAGGCUCCGAGGGACGACGACGGCGCCCCUCUAGCUCGUGCGCGAGGGAGCUUGAGUGCGCUUUUCGAGCUCUCCUCGCCCCAGUGGAUUCUCGACGUCAGGAUCUUGGAGACCGACGCGGUGAGGCGUUCCGCGUGCCCCCUCCUGCUUGCAGGCUUCGCUCACGGCGGCGUCGAGUUGCUUGAUGCGGCCUGCGGCGCCCGCCUGGCUGCGUGGAUGUGCACUGACCGCAGUCUCCUCUACUCGCUGGCGAUCCAGGUGCCCGACUCCUCGGCGGCGACGAAGCAGGCCCCGGCUGAGGAGCCGGUGCGCGGACGCGGGGAGCUGCAUGCGCCGCGGGCGGCUGAAAAUGGAGCAGGAGGAGGAAACUGCGGAAGGCAGGGGGCAGGUGACGUGCUGGGCGAUGCCCACGAGACCUGUAGGCGACCAGCCGUGCCCACGACCCCUUCGGAGUCUUCCGUGACAAUUGCCAGCGGGACGGUCUACAGCAGCAUUCUCAUGUGGCGCGUGGAUCUUCCCGCGCGCUCCAGCCAUACACCUGCGGCGCCCUCGAGUGAAGGCGCCGAUCAGGAGGGCGCAGAAGGCAGCCCGCGGGCGAUCGCCGUCUGCUCAGACGCUUCCGACGCGCGAACGCAGUCUCCCCUUGGUGGGCUGUCUUGGGCAGAAACGGCGCACGUGAACCAGGUCGCGUCGCGCAGCGGCCGCGCAGACAAGCUGAUCGAUCCGAGUCAGAUUCUCAAAGGCCAUCGGGGAGUUAUCUUCAAGCUGAGGUUUUAUCUCGAAGGCAUGCUGCUGUGCUCUGCCUCGGAUGACCGCGAAGUCCGCGUCUGGUGGAGGUCGGCCUGCGAAGCAGCCCCAGGGGACGCGUCUGCGCUGCGCGGGCCUUCAGCUGACUGUAGUGAGCCUUUGCCGGCGCUCCAGGAGACGCAGAAGAUACCCGAGUAUUCGUGUGUCGCGACCCUGAAAGGCCACCGGUCGAGGGUGUGGGACAUCGCCCUCCUGGACCUCUCAGCUCGCCGGCCGAGUCGGUCGGGGGGCGUCUCCGCCGAGGACGCGAGACCUGCGGGCGCUCGUUCCUUCGAGGACGCCCUGCGAAGUUGUCUGAUUGUGUCUGCGGGCGAAGACUCCAGCUGCCGCAUCUGGUCGCUCCGCGGCGAAUUGCUCUACAGCCUGCUGGGGCACGCAGGGCGCGGCGUGCGCGCGGUGUGCACGCCGGAGCUCCCAAGUGCCGGUCGCUUGCCGUUGAUCGGCUCCGGCGGAGAGGACGGCGACGUGAAGCUCUGGUCUCUGGAGGAGUCGCCGUCUUUCCUUGGCACUCUGGAGGCGCACCUGGCGCAGUGCGACGACGCGGCUGCGCGCCGCGCAGCGGCGGGAAAGGUAUCAGGACUCAGUCCCCCGGCGGAGAAGGGCACGGCGCAGCCCCAGGCAUCCCCCCUCGAGGCGCGCCGCGAGGUCGUUUGGAACUCUCGUGAGGGAGGGCGGCGGGAUGAUUUUGUGCGCGAGGUUCGCCUCCUGCACAGCGACUCUGCGCUGGUCGCGACCAACUUUGGCCGCGUAUACUUCCUCCGUCUAAGACCCGACAGCUGCGGACCCGCCUCACGACACAAUGGAGUGGAAGGGCGUCAGGAGGCCUUGGCGGCGGAAGACCUUGCGCGUGCGAGCCACGGGGACUCCGCCGGUUCUGUCGCCGCGUUCCUUCUGGUCGAGGUGCCUGCAGUGCUCACGUGUCUGCGCGCCCUCGACGGGCUAGUCGCCGCGGGAUGCGCGGACGGAACGGCCUUCUGCUUUCGAUUUUUCCCCGACUCGGUAGCCGCCUUGCCCGGAGACUCUCGCGGAAAAGACCGGCGGCCUGCGGAGGGCUCAAACAUGAAGCCCGUCCUUCCUCGCCCGAGUCGGUGGCAGUGCUUCCGGCGCGCGCGGGUAGGGAAUCUGUUUCAAGUUGCUCUGCCGGCUUCCCGCGGCGAAGUCGCGCUUUUGCGCCUCCUCGGGCCCCUUGGCGGCCUCCACGCCGCGGCGAGGAGCUCCUUCUCAAACAGGAGCUACUGGAGUGAAGUCUGCGGCCGCGUGGCUCUGUCCGCAGACGGAAGCCCAUCGCGUUCCAAGCAGGAUGCUGUAAAAACGCCUGCUUCCGCCGCCUCUGGGCUCGAGGCGCCAAGCGCAGCGGGAGGCGCGUCCGGCCGCCCCUGCGCAUCCCCGCGACACGCCGACUGCGUGGAUUUCGAAGCCUCAGGCGACACAAUCCUCGUGGCAACUGAUCACGCGGGGCUGGUUUCACUGUGGCAUCUGUCGGGCGAGCGCAAAAAGGAUGAGCGCGAGGCCGUCGUCGAGUCUCGGCCCGAAGAAGCGUGUGGGAUGGACUACGCGUCUUUCCCCGAGGCGGAGGAGCUCUUGGAGCCGGAGGCCCCCGACUCGCAGGCGCCGCCGACCCAAAGCCGUGUUUCUGAAGGACGAGGCGACACGGAGAGCGUCUCAGCCUCCCCCGCUCGAGAGCCGAUGCCCGCCAAUCCCGCGGUGACGCCGAUCCAGACCGUUCAGCUGCCAAACGCUGGCGGAAAGCGCACGGACCCGUCGCGCUGUUUCUCUUGCCUAGGGCUGCUGUGCGUGGCGGACUCGUCGUGUGAGGCUCCCGCGGCGGAAGCAGGCGAUCUGGGUGUGACGCACGUUGGUCGUGAGGAGCUCGCGAUUCUUCUCGUCCUGGGCGACGAGACGGGCAGCUUGCAUGUGGUGCAAACUGUGGUGCCUGAGACUCCAGACUCGUCGCGGCAAGCCAGCGAGUCCAAGGCUGGAGGGCCUCGAGGAGGACGGGAGGCCGGUGAAAAGAGCCGCGUGAGGUGGGCGUGGUCGGCCGCACGAAGCAGGUUGGCUCACACAGUCCAGUCGGCGCACAAAGGCAAGAAAGUAUGGGACGUGGCAGCGCACGGAGAAUUCCUCAUUUCGUGUGGAGGCGACGGGACUAUUCUGUUUUUCCAAGUUACAAAGCAGGCGGAGGAGCCGUGCCAGCUCACGCAGAAGGGGGCUGAAGCGUCCGCAGGAGGCGGGGAGCUCGCCAUCGGCGCUAGGUUUCCAUUUUCGGUAACGAUCUCUGCAGUGUCGUGUGUCAAAGUGCCUCAGCUGACGUUCAUGCACUCUCUCGUUCCAACGGAGACGGCGCCUGCGUGGUGGUCUGUAGCCCGCUCCGCGGCCAGCGGUGACGCGGCUGUCUCGGGCGAUCCGCUGAGACACCACUGGCUCUGUGCCUUCCGGACUGCGGACUUUGUGCUGUUUGACUUUCGAACCUCGAUGGAACUGAUGCAUGUGAGAUGCGGCAACAGCCGCCGCCCACUCGAUUUCCACCGCGAGAACUCAAACAGGUACACCUUCGCGAGUGCGACGAAGCAUCUGCUGUACUUCCAUACCCGUGGUCGGAGCCCAGGCCUUUCUGCGCGGACGGAAACGGGGCUGUGCCGCACCCCUACGGCCUCGCGGAUGCCUUGUCUGGGCGAGCCGGGAGACCGCCCAGCGCGAGGCGGCGCAUGUACGCCGUCGCUCCAGGGACACGGGCAAGACCCAGCCACAGACAGCGAAGAUGAUCCCGGCGAAACAGGCGGGCUCGCCGCGCGAGGGUCGGACGAUCUGGUCUGUGGACACAAAGCGCUUGCCCUGAAGGAUGGGACAGGCGCAUUCCCCGUGGAAGACGAACGCAGGAGCGCGUCGUUCAAUCCAGGGUUUCACGGCAGGGAAGUCUGGUCAGCGUGUUGGCUAGACGACCGCACUCUUGCGACUGGCGGCGAAGACAACUCAGUCAAAAUCAUCAACCUGGUGGGCGAGGCGUGCGCAGAAGCUGAGGAAGAGUCGCGCGACGGGCUUUCUCGGCGAGAUAUAGCUGGAUGUCAAGGGGAUCGAAGCGCGGCUCCUCUCAGCGGCUAUGCAACGUCGGUGGUCCGCGGGUUCGCCAGUUUUGGCGAGCCGUCCCCUGGUGAGCGUAUCUGCCGUAGGCCGCCCAGGCCCUGGCGGCCGCGGUGGCGUCUUCAGGUACUUCAAACCGCAGUGCAUCACGCGGCAGCGGUGCGCGUGGUGCGCCUGCUGACGUGCCUUUUUCCAGCGGGGGCCUCUCACGAAGCCGAGGCCGUGCCGCGGAUCUUAGUGAGUGUUGGGGCCUGCGACAUGGUGAGCCUCUUCUUUGUCCCGCCGUCGGGCUGCACUGAGGAGGACGGAGGCAGGCUAGGCUCGAGUUUGAGCAGAAACUCGCUCCUCAUGCGCCACUUGCUCUCCGCGAGGCUCUCCGAACGAGGAAUGGGAACAGACGUACGCCUGAACGGAGUCGACGGCUUUCUGGAGCACCGCUGUGCCUCCUUUGAAACAGGGCCCCGUAAUAACGCGUCUUUUUCGGCGAAGGAGCCAAAAGUUUUGACAGCGCAUCUGUGGACUGCUGCGUCGGCCGCCGAAGUCGCGUAUCUCCGCGCGACGGUAGACUAUGCGGCUGCCGAGGAUUUCAACGCCCUCGCAGGCCGCGACAAGGACAGCAAAAACCUCCUGGAAAAGCGUGCGUAUGCCCCCUUGGAAGGCGCCGCACUGUGCGUGCGCACAGUCGUUUUGGACAGACUUGGCAUGCUUCCCGCGUCACAGAGAGAUACCCAAGAUGAUAUCCACAGGCCCGAACCAGCCGAAGCUCGGACUGUCCUGAUUCUUGUAGGGAUGACAACGGGCGAGAUUGCCGUGUUCGUGGGGGGCACUUCGGAAACGCGACUACACCUCCAGCGCAUGUCGACUCUGAAAGCUCACCAGUGCGGCGUUAACGACCUGGAAGUGACUGAGACGGAUCUUUCCGGCGCGUCUGCGUUGGCGAGCAACAGUUCUUCGAGGGUGCGGGGGGAUUCUUCUCCGGCACCUGCGGAGAGCCACAGCAGCAUUUCUCGCCGUUUCUGCGUCGCGUCGUGCGGAGACGAUCAGUCGGUGACCAUCCAGUUUGUUGGCGUAGAGUACGAUCCGGGCAGCGCGGCCGCGUAUUCGCUUCGCGUGUUCUCAGCUUGCCGCGUGGAAAACGCCCAUGCAUCAUCCGCGAGAAGCUGUACGCUUUUCUUUCCCCUGUUAUUCACUGUAGGCUGGGACCGGUGGGUACAGGUGUGGAACAUCGCUGAAUUAGCGCGAUCCAGUGGCGGGGAAGCACCUGACACUAACCCAGCUGCCCUACUUAACGACGGGGGAAACCAGGCAAAGCGCCCAGCUGUUGCCCUAUGUCCCUCUACAACUGCGCAACGGCUAAACGCCCGGUCGAGCGAAUACCAGGAACGAAACUACUGGGGGGAGUAUGGGUGUGGCGGGCCUUCCGGAGCCCAACCUUUCUCCGUGGAACGCAUCGAUGCGAUUAAAACCUCCGUAGCGGAUGUUGCCCAUCUCGACGGACGCGCUGUCGCGGGGGGCAUCCGUUUGUGCGCGGUGGGAAGCUCUGGCGGCAUUGACUGCUUUCUGUUCAGAGGGCUGUGCACUGAGAAAGAUUCACGAAAAACUUAG
Besnoitia besnoiti is the source of this 6039-nucleotide messenger RNA. Its product is annotated as WD domain, G-beta repeat-containing protein. Bases 1 to 6039 code for a protein of 2012 amino acids. Gene Ontology annotation, biological process: tRNA methylation. NCBI's taxonomy places the organism in Eukaryota, Apicomplexa, Conoidasida, Eucoccidiorida, Sarcocystidae. Gene Ontology annotation, molecular function: protein binding. The transcript has a single exon. The record is from RefSeq and is a predicted model, not a curated record. Gene Ontology annotation, cellular component: cytoplasm.